Molecule: messenger RNA, 3980 nt
Organism: Coturnix japonica (Japanese quail)
Lineage: Eukaryota; Metazoa; Chordata; Aves; Galliformes; Phasianidae
Gene: ZMYND12
Product: zinc finger MYND-type containing 12
Molecular function (GO): protein binding
Source: RefSeq, a predicted model, not a curated record
AUGCCCGCCCGACCGACCUCCGCCUACUUCCGCCGGAAGCGCUGCUGCCGCCAUGCUGCCGGUGCUGCCUUCCCGUACUUCCGCCGGAAGCGCAUCCCCGUCUCCACGGCGACGCGGCCGCCGCUCUACGAGACGCUGGAGCUGUCGGGGCGCUGCGAGUUGUGCGGGGCGGCCGCACGGCUGCGGUGUGAGCACUGCCGCGUCACAUACUAUUGCGAUGUAGAUCAUCAGAAAGCCGACUGGGUUAGUAUCCAUGAGAAAAUAUGCCAACUGCUGAUUCCAGUCCGCACAUCCCUCCCUUCUCUCACUACUGAAGAAGAAAGAAAACAUGGAGUGGAACAGCUGGUGAAAAGGCAGAAAUACAUCAUCGAUCUUGCAUCCAGCAUGGCCCAGAAGUUUAUUUUCAAUGGGAAGCAUAAAACAGCAUUACCUGCAGCUUUGCAUGCAUUGCAUUUCAGCACCCAAGUAUAUGGCUCAAGUUCUGUGCAACUGGUACCUGCCUAUCUCCUCUUGGCUGAGGCCUGCAUUGGUGCUGGCAACCUUCAACAGGCGUCUAACUAUCUCUCCCAAGCUCAAUGGAUUGUCCUCAGAACUCCAGACUGCAGCGGUGCCUUUCAGCAUAGAUUGCAUCGCGGUUUUGGGCUUCUCUAUGUCACUGAUGGAAACUUCGAUCAGGCUUUAUAUCACCUGGCAAAAGACAUUUACUUUGCUAGUUCUACAUUUGGCCUAAAAUCUGUUGAGGUCUCUGGAGGGUAUUUCCUCAUGGCUAAUGUGUUUUUUCGCCAGAACAAAAUGGACAUAGCAGACUCAUUGUAUGCUGAGGUCACCGACAUCUGGCACACCUUUCUUGCGAAGUCAGUUCAAACACAAGAGCGAAUUCGCAAGCUGAGAGCAGAAAUGUCUCCGUUCACCGAGGACGAGGAAGUCAGUGAAGACACCAUGACUGAAGCCCAGCAAGCAGAAGCAAUUCAGGUCCUGAAUGCAGUACUGGAUAUCAGAGAAAAGGCACCAAAGCAACAACCUGGGGAAACUGCCAGAGUCUUACAUGCUCUUGCAAUGCUUUAUUACCUAAUCAUGGAUUUAUCAAAGGCACAUGAAAUGGGGAUGAAAGCCUUUAACCUGCUGAAACAACUGCCUGAACAAGAGUCUCUAGAAGCCAUCAGCUAUUUGUUAAAGCUGAUCGACUCCCAGCCUUCCUGCACAAAAUAAGGAGCUCCUUCUACCAGAGCCAGGUGCUUGGCUAGGUUAUCUAACUAGGUGUCUGAAAACAUGGCAAAUGCAUUGUGAGCUGUACAGGACGUACAGCUGUUGUCGCCUCUCCGUGAGGGUCCUUUUCCAUCUGGAAGUGUUUGAAAACUAAGCUUGUUGUCUUAGUUAAUUGUUACAUGCUUGUCAACCUCUGCAGACUGUUACAGAGUUAACAGCAUGAGGGUGGGAAAUAAAAGCACUACCGGUACAAGGUGCAUAAAUUGUUGCCAACUUGCUAAUGUAAAUAAGGGUAACAGCCUCUUAUCUCGCAUUGUCUGACAAGAUUUUAAGACCAGCUGAAAUGUGUUUGCUACUGUUUUCCUCAAUUUUCUUUUACCUUUGAUGAGUAAGAUAGGGUGGAAGGCUGUGGGAGAGGCCUGGGGAAUGUGCCCGCUACAUUCCUAACUUGGAUGGUUGACAUCUGCUCCCCAGAACCUGGUUGGGCUUGUUCAGAUGCUGCACCUCUCUGUAGUGCCCCUCCAUUUCCAAAUGCACGCUCUCAGUUUUUGCAGGCCUCCAUCAAACUGACUGCCAACGUGCAGCCCUCACAGGUUUCAAAUGCCCCUGGGAGCAGAGAAGGAAGGAAGGCAGGGCACAGGGUACAUGUAGCCCUGGGGGUGAAGGCCAAGGGGCACUAGAGAAGGGCUAGGGGAGUCCCUGAGAGCAAGAUGGGUACAGGGCUGGGGGCAGCUGUGGAGUGAACUUGGUUCAGACACUGGAGCAUGUGACAGCCUUGCACCGCUGGGAAAGAGGUUAAGGGAAACUUGCCCUGUUGCUAAGGUCUGGAUUCAGCUGAGCUUUAAGCCUACGAUUAAGUCUCAUUUACUUCAGGAGGAUUUAUGAAUGCAUUUAAUUGCCUUGCUGAAUUGGGUUGGAGUCAAGUACGCUUUUAAAUGCUUCGUCGAGCUGGGACCUGAGCAAUUAGAAGGGAUUGAUGCUGCUGCUAAAGGAAAAGUUGCUCACUCCAAUCCAGCUGAUUUUUAAUUGCACAGGGUGGAAUAGCUGUGAUCAGUGCACACAAGGGGCCCCGUGGCAGAGCAGGGCAGCUUCCUGAGACUGUAGUAACACAUGUGGGAACAGAGGAUGCUGGCAGCCAGGAUGCACAGUGCCUGCUGGCACAGUGCCUCAGGACGUGGAGGAUUUGGGUCACUGUGGCUGGGGAUUUGGAGCUGUGGCAGUAAUCCCCCAAGACAUGCCAUGGCCAGGCUAGCUCUACGUGACACGUCAGGGCCGGCAUCCCUUCCACAGCGCUGCCACAUGGCACACUAUCACUGUUGGCUGCUUAAAGCAGUAGAGAAAUGAAUUUUUCAUAGGUCUGCAGGCUGGGCAUCUGUGGUAGCAGGGCCUGCACAGCAGUGAGAAGGGAAUGGAAGUGCCAGUAAAGGUGAUCAGAGCAACCCAGCAUCCCACCACACAGAAUAUUUUGGGGAAGAGUUGGAAGAUUUUUACAGCUUUUCUCUAUGACCCUUUGGAACAGCUGUCUCCAUUGUAUACACUUCAGGGCAAAGAGCUAUUUUGACAAAUAGCAGAAAACCAAAGUGAACAAGCUCAGCACUUCUUUGCCCGGCAGUGUUCAGACUUGCAGCCCUUGGCACUGGGUUAAGUAAAGGAGAAAUUUCCCCAGGAAGCAGCCAGGAGAUGGCAACAACACAGCCAGGAGCACAGCGUGGACGUUUUGUAACAAGGAGCCUUGCACCCCUAUGAGGGAAAGCUUUGGCAAAGAGGAGCACACACUGGGGAGCUACUCUAAAACAGGGAUAGGACACAAACACUCCCACGAACAGCACCUGAAUGCACCCAGGGCUGGCCUUGCUGAAGCUCUGACCUGCUGCACUCCUCCCAAAAAGAAAGGCACACAGCACAACAGGUUGGGUCGCUGCAUACAUUCCUGUUUAUUGUUAGCACACCACACACCUUUCUCCAUUCUCUUGGCACUUAUGUUUUUGCACAUUAGGGAAGAAAAAAAGAAGUGUGUGCAGUUUCUGGGAUGCUGCACAGAUAUGUGUUGAGUUUUGUCAUGGUUUUUUUCCUACCUUUAUUUUUCAAUGUACUCACUUUCAAAACAGACAAAUAAAUUAAAAAAAAAAAAAAAAAAAAGAAAGAAAAUACCAACACUAUUAAAUAACUGCACAUGGCUUUGGGAAUGUGCCAGUAGGUCCUACAACAGCUGCACUCAGGGGAGAAGGGCUGCUCUUUGUGUUGGUUUUCUACGUUUUGCUUUAAAAAGGACAGUAUUUCUCACUUUUAAUAUACUAAGGACUAAAAUUCAGUGCAAUAGAUACAACUACAGUGCAGGUAAUUAACUAUACAAAAGUCACCUAACCAUGUACAAGCUUUCCUUAGAGUUGCUAAAGAGACUAAACCUUUGCAUCUGUACCUUUUUGUAUACAUUAUACACUGUGAAUAUACUCCGAGAAUAUUUACAGUACAGUUCCUUGUCAAUCAGAAGCACUAUAACUUAACAUCUACUAUUAACACCAUUGAACAAAAAUAUAUAUAAUAUAAAUAUCUUCCAGUCUAUACACAGAGCAGGAAAUGUAUGUAUCCAUGUGGUGAAUUUCGGUGACUCUGGGAUCCAUGUGGUGGCGAUGGGAAGGUGCUGCAGCGUGGGACCGUCGCCUGCUCCUGGCACUGCAGGGACCAGCGUUGUGCUGGGGAAGGCUGAGGCCACAGCUCCGUGCUGCUGCUGAACCCUCGCUCCUCUCCACCAGCACCUCGAGCCACAGCUGACC